UCCCUCCUCCCUCCUCCCUCCAUCCCAUUCAGUCAAGUCUAUUAUAUAAAGCCUCUCUUUUGCAGUUUCUCUCUCUUCCUCUUGUUUCCCUUUCGGUCUCUCUCUCUUUCUAUUUGUUGGUUAAUAAUUUGUGAGAGAGAGAGAGAGAGAGAGGGUGGUUGAGAGGACGGUGAGUGGGGGAACCGGGGGAUUCUGAUGACAUCAAGCUUGUAAUGCAGAAUCCGUUCAAGGACCCACCACAAUCCUCAAAUUAGAUCACCACCGCUGGGAUCACCGGCAUCAAUCUCAACUAGUACCCAGGUGUCAGAAAACCCAGAACAGAUCUCAUCUGAGUGCCCCAUAUUCGAUUCUUUCUUCCACUCUCUGAAUGACACCUGUUGAGGGUUGUCUGUACGGCUGGGUUCUUUAAAGCUCUAAAGCAAAGCAAAGGCACUUUCAGUGGAUCAUUGAAGAAGAAACAAAGUUCAUUUUUACUUUUGGUUGGAUCUCUUCUUUUGAUUGGCGAUUGGUUAUUGCCUUAUUGGCUAAGAGCGAGUGUUUAGAUAGGAUUGAGGAGAAGACCAAUUGCUUGUUUUGUGAUUAUUGAUUACACUCUUUGAAAAGAAGAGGAGGCCCACCGUUGGGUUUUUGGUGGGCUUCUUUCUAUCCAAUAAAAACCCACCCACUGACCCACCCUAUCCAAUCCAACUAUAAUUCCCUCCAUUUGGUCAGCAUUUGCUUUUAGGUUCCCAGAAUCGGUUAAACAGACUAAUAGAAGUGGAAAAAAUCCCCUCAACUUUGUAAUGCUACUAUACUUUUUCAUUACUUGCCUCUCACUCCUCUUUUUCAAGAGUUUUCCUGUCAAGUCUCUCCCACUCCCACCAUGGGUUUUUGAGGUCCAAUUAUUGUUCUCCUCGAAAAUCAAAAGCCUUGUUUCAAUUGGUUUUCUUUCUCAAACUCAUUCCGCAAGGUCUAUGUCAAUGUCCGUAGGAGUAGGGAGUAGGACAACUAGUAUCGCAGAACACGAUGAUGAGAUUAAUACUGAACCACAGAUGUGUGUGUUGGACUUGCCAGAAUUGGUGUUGGAAUGCAUUCUGGAGAGGCUACCUGCUGAGUCCCUUUUCAGAAUGAGAGGGGUUUGUACCUCUCUGAGGGAGAGAUGUGUGACUGACCACCUUUGGGAGAAGCACAUGAAAAAGAAAUGGGGCAGAGUAAUUGGCCCUGCUGCUUAUAGGGAGUGGCAGUGGCAAUCCAUGGCCAAUCAAAAGCAGAGCCCGAAUCAGAAUCAGCUGACCAAGCCGCAAAAAGCAGCAGGCAAAGGCCUAAUGAGAAUUCUAUCACUGUCUCUUUCUUGGCCUUUGUCGUGGAUUAGAUCCUCCAGCGACCAUGAUGAAUUUAUCAAAAGCAGGAGGAGGACUUGCUUCCCGUCUCAUCAGCAUGAGAAUUCUGUCAUGUCUUGGUACCUUGCUCUUGAGACCGGCAGGUUCUGGUUUCCUGCACAAGUCUAUAACCGAGAGAAUGGUCAUGUUGGUUUUGUCUUGUCAUGCUAUGAUGCUGAGCUUAGCUAUGAUCCCCGCACUGACACAUUCCAAGCCAGAUAUCCACCACAUGGAAGGAGAGCAGUUGCAGUUGAGAAUUGUGUGCCCUGGGAAAGGCUUAGAGCACCACCUGUUGACACUUCGCCUCAUGAUCUUCAUAUCUCUGACUGUUUGAAUGAUUUGCGUCCUGGGGAUCAUAUUGAGAUUCAGUGGAGAAGAAAUAAAGAAUUUCCUUAUGGUUGGUGGUAUGGUGUUGUAGGUCACCUGGAAUCAUGUGAUGGGAAUGAGACUUACUGCCUUUGUCAUAAUAGUGACAAUGUGGUGCUGGAGUUCAACCAGUACGCACGUGGUUCACGGUGGAGAUGCACAACAAUCAGCCGGAAAAACCAUCGAGAAGAGGGAGACGAGGCAGAUGGUUUCUACGGGGGAAUCCGCAAGCUUUGCACCAAGGAAGAGAUCUCCGUGUGGAAGUGUCUUUGGCCAACUCAAGUCCUGGAAUGAUAGAACUAUGCAAUUUGCAUUUAGAGCUGACUUUUGAAAUGUUAAAUAUUCGUGUAACUAGUCACCUUAGUUUACUUUCAUUCUGCGGUCAUUUGUGUAAUCCAAUGAAAUGUCACACGCAUAGCUAAGAUCACCUUUAUCCCCAAGCCAAAUGCAAGUUUUGUACGUUUAGGGAAUUUGUCCUCAGCCUUAGAAAUCAGUUCGAUAGAGAGACACCGGCAACACUGUUAAGCAUAUUUCCUCGCCUCUUCCUUUUUUAAUUAUUAUUUAUUUUUUAUUUUUAUCUUUUC
This is a messenger RNA of Rosa rugosa (rugosa rose), 2308 nucleotides long. RefSeq names its product F-box protein At2g26850. The record is from RefSeq and is a predicted model, not a curated record. The coding region runs from base 783 to 2018 and encodes 411 amino acids. The transcript is spliced from 5 exons. Lineage: Eukaryota; Viridiplantae; Streptophyta; Magnoliopsida; Rosales; Rosaceae. Gene Ontology annotation, molecular function: protein binding.